UAUUUCACGUUACACAUUUCAAUAAAAAUGAUACAAUUGGCGUUUUUACAAUAAAACUACAUUUUACAAAUUAAUGCCAUAUAUAGUACUGAAGAAUUCUGGAUAUAAUUUAAGAAGAUAUUCAGAGAAAUAAGACUCAGUUAAAAUUUUUAAAAAAACAAAAUGGAACAAAAAGAAAAAUUUAAAAACCAACUAGAACAGAUUGUAUCACAAAAAAACAAAAAUAAUGUUUAUUUAAACCAACAUCAAUAUGAAAAAAUAUUAUUGGAAGUAAAGGCAGCAAAAUUAAAAGAAAAGAAUAAAAAUGACGUAGAUUACCGCCGGCUGAAAAGAUACGAUAUAAUAAUGGUAGGGAAGAAAGAAAAAUUAAUAACCCCUUUUAAAGAAGGGGUAGUAUAAAAUAUUUUGUAAAAAUUGAAGAAACUUAUGGAAUUAUACACGAUACUCAUUUGGCAACUGGCCAUGGUGGCCGAAACAGAUUAUUGAAAGAAAUUAAUAACAAAUACAACAACAUUACUAUUGAAGCAAUUAUGUUGUAUUUAUCUUUAUGUGAAGCAUGUCAAAAAAAGGCAAAAGGCAAGAAAAAAGGAAUUGUGAUGGAACCAAUUUUGACGAAUGAAAUGAAUUCUAGAUGUCAAGUGGAUCUUAUAGAUUUACAGACACAACCAGAUAAUGAAUUUAAAUUUAUUUUAAAUUAUCAAGAUCAUUUAACCAAAUUUGUUGUAUUGCGUCCACUAAAAACAAAAACUGCGUCAGAAGUAGCAAAACAACUUAUGGACAUUUUCACUCUUUUGGGAGCCCCAUCCAUUCUCCAAUGUGAUAAUGGUAGGGAGUUUGCAAAUAAAAUUAUCCAAGAAUUAACAAAUAUGUGGGAUGGUGUGAAAAUAAUACACGGGAAGCCUUGCCAUUCUCAAAGCCAGAGGGCUCGAUAGAGCAAGCGAAUCAAGAUGUUCAAAAUAUGCUUACAACCUGGCUUAUCGCUAACCAAACAACCAAGUGGUCAGAAGGUUUAAAAUAUGUUCAACUGAUGAAAAAUAGAGCUUUUCAUGAGGAUAUAAAGCAAACUCCCUAUGAAGCUUUAUUCGGAACAAGAAUGAAAUUGGGUUUGAAAACAUCAAAUUUACCUAUGGAAUCUGUUGAACAGCUGGAAACAGAAGAAGAAGAGUUAGAGCAAUUACUAGAAAGGAGUACACACAGCCAAUUCACCACAUAGCAAAGUCGCAGAAAACGAUUUUAAUUUUACCUAUAUAUAGUAGAUAUUCUGGUGACUAGAUGGCGCCACCAAAAAAAAAUUUAUGAUUAACUUUCAUUGUAUGAAAUUUCGAAUAGUUUUUGCAUCAGUGUUUCAAAAAUGUCUUUAGCCGAUGAAUUGUUAGCCGAUUUAGAAGAUGAUGAAGUUUUCGAUGAUGAUGAACAAUCUAAUUUGGAAUCAAUGGAAGUUGUUCCAAAUGAAACAAAUUUUGAAUCAACACAAAAACAAUAUUCAUCGGUUCGUUCAUUAACAAAAAUCAUUGGUAGUGAUGAACUUAAACGGAUAAUGGCCGAAAUAAAUAGUCGACAAUCGAAUGAUGUCAAAUUCAACAAAUGUCAGAUUGAUGGUCCAAUUGAAUCACAUCCUGAAUAUAAAUUAGUAGUGGAUGCCAAUAAUAUGGCCGUACAAAUUGAUAAUGAUGUCAAUAUUUGUCAUAAAUUUGUUCGCGAUAAAUAUUCCAAACGUUUUCCUGAACUAGAAUCAUUAGUACCGAAUCCAAUGGAUUAUUUGAUGACAGUCAAAGAAUUGGCAAAUAAUUUGGAAAAAGUGAAAAAUAAUGAAAAACUUCAAGAAUUCCUUACACAAGCUACAAUUAUGGUGGUUAGUGUAACAGCUUCCACUACUCAAGGAUCAAUGCUGUUAGAAGAAGAAUUAAGCUAUAUAAUUGAUGCUUGUGAUGUUGCUAUCGAAUUGAAUGAAUGUAAAAUGUUGAUAUAUGAAUUUGUCGAAUCGAGAAUGACAUUUAUUGCACCAAAUUUGACUGUCAUCAUUGGUGCUUCUAUUGCGGCCAAAUUAAUCGGUUUAGCUGGCGGAUUGACCAGUCUAUCGAAAAUUCCAUCAUGUAAUUUAAAAUCAUUGGGAUCUACACGUAAAACUUUAUCGGGAUUUUCCACCACCGUUAUAAUGCCUCAUUCAGGAUUAGUAUUUCAAUCAGAAAUUGUUCAAAGUUCGCCACCAGAUUUACGUAAAAAAGCGGCUACAUUAGUGGCAAAUAAAUCUACAUUAGCUGCACGUGCUGAUGCUGUUCAUUCAUAUCCAGAUGGAUCAAUGGGUGAAAAAUUUCGUGAAGAAGUUGAACGAGCUUUGGAUAAACUACAAGAACCACCACCAGUGAAACAGGUGAAACCAUUACCAGCACCAAUUGAUACACCGAAGAAAAAACGUGGCGGUAAACGUGUUCGUAAAUUAAAAGAACGUUUAGUAAUUACUGAUUUACGAAAACAAGCAAAUCGAUUGAAUUUUGCCGAAAUUGAAGAUGAUGCUUAUCAAAAUGAUUUAGGAUUCACUACUGGCCAGAUGGGUAAAUCUGGUAGCGGUAAAAUUCGUGGACCACAGAUUGAUGAAAAAACAAAAGUUCGUAUAUCGAAAACAUUGCAAAAAAAUCUACAACGUCAUCAACAGGUGUUUGGUGGAACAACUACCGUUCGUAAACAGGUUUCCGGUACAGCAUCAACAAUAGCAUUUACACCGAAACAAGGUCUAGAAAUAAAUAAUCCAUUGGCAGCUGAAAAAAAAGUGAAUGAAGCUAAUGCUAAAUAUUUUAGUAAUUCAAGUGGAUUUUUCAGUGUCAAACCAAAAACAUCUUAAAUUUUUAUUAUUUUUUCAUCAAUAAAUGUAAAUGUAAUUUUUUUUUUAAAAAUCUGAACUAUUUGAAAAAGA
Molecule: messenger RNA, 2911 nt
Organism: Dermatophagoides farinae (American house dust mite)
Lineage: Eukaryota; Metazoa; Arthropoda; Arachnida; Sarcoptiformes; Pyroglyphidae
Source: RefSeq, a predicted model, not a curated record